AUGGGUUUUGUGUUAAAGCUCGUAGAUGCGAUCUUGUUCCUAUUCUUCGUGUUGAUAGCAAUCGUUGCACCAUUAUUAGAUGCACAAACAUGUCUUCCUCUCUCUUACUUCCCUGAUUUUCUUGUCGAUGUUAAAGCAUGGUACGCUAAUGAAUUUGGUGAUUAUCUUGUUGCUGAACAACCACAUUUCUUCGUUGGUCUUGUUUGGCUUGAGCUUCUCUUUCAAUGGCCCCUUUCUAUCAUCAAUAUCUUUGCUAUGUUGUAUUCCAAGCCUUGGUUUAAUACCACUUGCUUGAUCUAUGGUGUUUCUCUCUCCACUUCCAUGGUUGCUGUACUAUCAGAAAUGAUGGGAUCGAAGAAAGCAUCUGAAAAACUAUUGACAAUGUAUUUCCCUUUCAUGUGUUUGGGUAUUUUAGCUACUCUAAGAGGCUUGCUGACAAGUUCCUCCAAAUCGUCAUCUGCUUUUGGUAAGAGACCUGCAACGGCGAGGAAUAAACGCGCUUGA
Molecule: messenger RNA, 504 nt
Organism: Vicia faba (fava bean)
Lineage: Eukaryota; Viridiplantae; Streptophyta; Magnoliopsida; Fabales; Fabaceae
Source: the annotation of a GenBank genome assembly